This is a messenger RNA of Calidris pugnax (ruff), 1348 nucleotides long. Its product is annotated as translocating chain-associated membrane protein 1-like 1. Gene Ontology annotation, cellular component: endoplasmic reticulum membrane. The record is from RefSeq and is a predicted model, not a curated record. The transcript is spliced from 11 exons. The coding region runs from base 56 to 1171 and encodes 371 amino acids. NCBI's taxonomy places the organism in Eukaryota, Metazoa, Chordata, Aves, Charadriiformes, Scolopacidae. Gene Ontology annotation, biological process: SRP-dependent cotranslational protein targeting to membrane, translocation; protein insertion into ER membrane.
ACAGAGGUGUCGCUCCCCUUGAUGGGGCUGCUCCGGUGUGGGGGCUCGCACCGCCAUGGGGUGCCGCAGGAAAAAAAAAAGCCCAGCGGUUCUGAGCUACGAGUUCGUCAUUCAGAACCACGCGGAUAUCGCAAUCUUCUUGGUGAUAUGCCUCCUGCUGGGGUUCACGUUUGAGGUCUCAGCCAAGUAUGCCAUCGUCUUUAUUGCUGUGCAGUACAGUGUCACUUGUACCACUGAUGGCAACAGUAAGCAAUUUCUUUUUUAUGAAUCUGGUCCAAAAGACAUUGCCACAAUCUUCUUCUACAUGCUCAUUGCUAUUAAUCUGCAUGCUGUAAUCCAGAAGUACAUAUUAGAUAAAAUUAAUAGAUAUCUGCAUUUGUCAAAAACAGAGCAUAGCAAACUCAAUGAAUCGGGACAGCUAGCAAUUUUCUACUUGUUUUCAUGUAUAUGGGGAGCAACUAUUUUGAUUGCGGAAGAAUUCACGAUGAACCCAAUCUCACUCUGGAAAUAUUAUCCCCAUUCUUAUAUGCUUUUUCAGGUAAAAUUCUUCUAUAUUUGCCAGAUAGCCUAUUGGCUUCAUGCACUGCCGGAGCUAUACUUUCAAAAGGUCCGAAAGGAAGAUAUUCUGAGGCAGCUAUGUUAUAUUUGCCUUUACGUUAUUCAUAUCUCUGGUGCCUAUAUAUUAAAUUUCCAGCAUUUGGGGCUAAUUCUGAUGAUACCUCACUAUCUAGUGGAAUUCAGUUUUCAUGCCUCACAUCUUUUCUACUUGAGUGAUAAAAACAAGCAAAAAGGAUUUACCGUCUGGGCUUUACUUUUCAUAUUGGUGCGUCUUUUUACCCUAACUUUAUCUGUACUCGCGUUUGGAUUUGGUCUGGCAAGAGUAGAGAACCCAGGUUUUCCAAUAGCAGAAGGAAACUGCAGUGUACUCCCUGUGAGGAUUGGCUGCCUGAGUGUUGUUUGUCUAACACAAGUCUGGAUGAUGUGGAAAUUUAUAAAUUUUCAGCUGAAGAAAUGGAGAGAGCAUGUUAAGAAACAGAUCCCCCCCCAAAAAAUAACUCCCAGAAAGAACAAACGAACAAAAAAGAAACCAUACAGAGCCAACUCUGUCAAUGGAGCAGCAAAACUAAAAGGUGGACAAUCACCAAGAAUAAGAAAAUCAAAACCAGUAUGAGAAUACAAGCUAGUGUCAGAAGACAACAUUUGACAGAAGACUGUGUCUUAAUAAAUUGACACUGCAGAGCUAUUAUUUGUAUGUCUUAUUAUUUCAAUGGACACUAUCAGGUUAUAUGUUAGCAAUAUUUUUGUUAAUAACCCUACAUUUCACUUAGCUUUAACAGAAGAAUUGAAC